Molecule: messenger RNA, 2342 nt
Organism: Fundulus heteroclitus (mummichog)
Lineage: Eukaryota; Metazoa; Chordata; Actinopteri; Cyprinodontiformes; Fundulidae
Gene: tmem250
Product: transmembrane protein 250
Exons: 2
Coding region: 233-805 (190 amino acids)
Source: RefSeq, a predicted model, not a curated record
UUUAACUGCCCCGCUGACGUCACAGCACGAUGACUCGUUUAUUUUGCGACCGCACCGGCUCAAAAUUUUUCGCUGGCCUAAGCCCGCAUCCAUAAACAGAAGCAGAAAAAAAAAACUGAAUCACGGUGUGAAAAGCAGCCGACAUCAUGCACGUUCGGCCAGGGUUCCGCUCGGCUCCUCAAAUCGUGACGCAGCCCUCCAGACGAGCGGCGGAGCAAGAGCCCUGCUGUGGAUGAAGACGCGCCGCUUCCAUACUAUCCCUGCAUAUUAUGAAGGAAAUCUGAAAAUCCCAUUCCUCAGCUCCUGUAUUCUGCAAACAGCCAGUGUGCGUGUGUAUCCCGCCUGCCACUCCUGUGCAACCGUCCUGGGCUCCAGGAGCCCACCCAUGCCUGUGAUCCCCAUCCCACGGCGGGUGCGCAGCUUCCAUGGCCCCCACACCACCUGCAUGCACUCUGCUUGCGGCUCGGCGCACACCAACAAGCUGGUGCGCACCAAGUACAACAACUUUGACCUCUACCUGCGCUCCCGCUGCAUGUACAGCUUCCUGCGCUUCCUCCUCUACUUCGGCUGCAGUCUGCUGACCUCCCUGCUCUGGGUGCUGCUCUCGGCCCUCUUCUUCCUGCAGUACGUCAGCGUGCGCGUCCUCCUCCGGCUGCAGUACAAGCUCUCCGUCAUCCUUCUGCUGCUGGGCCACCGGCGGCUGGACUUUAGCGUGCUCAACGACCUGAUCAUCUACAGCAUGCACAUCACCAUGUUUCUGGUGGGGGGGCUCGGCUGGUGCUUUAUGGUGUUUGUGGAUAUGUGACUGGACCGCUGGAAACGGAAGGACCGGCAGGGCCCAACGAGGAAAAGGCGUCGCACUGCAACUCGGGCAUGAUGUGGCGCCAGAAAGGGGAACACACCUGUAGCACAUCCGGCGAGCUUUACCCGUUGCUCAGCGUUUUAACAUUUGCAUCCUUAAAACAUCCAGGAAGUUUGUUUUGUUUAGUUGGGAUUGUCUGGGGCUGUCUUACCGGGCUCCUGGUCCACUCAUCGCCAAAUCACAGCUCCAUUUGAUACCUGUGUGUUUCUGUUUCGUCCCUUUCUUGUUCCAUUUCGUUCCCAUGGACAAAACGUCACUUAUCAGUGUAGCUGACCAUUGACUCAUCAGUUUCUUUCUCUGGCUAGUCAAACGUUUUGAAAAAUAAGAUUUAAUAUAUGGUUUAAUUAACAGUUUAUUACUUUCAGAAAAGUUUGUCAUCUUGUUUUCAUUUGAUUUUGGGUGAUGUAUGUGAAAUAUGGGAAAUUAUGAAAUCUGAUCAAACCAACCUGACCUUCUAAUGGCAGAUAACAUUUAUGAGCAUCAAGAAACCUAAUUUUAUUACUGAAAGUUACUUUAAAUCAUUAGUUGUCAAAGCAGGUGAGAACUGACACUUAGUUGUGACCAAGCAUCCAUUGGUAGACAGCUGAAAAAGUCGAGUGCAAAGCAGCAGAAGUACAAAACGGGAAAGGGAUGCAACAACGACCGGCCAUCUUACCGGGUGUGGUUCCCAAAAUCUUUCAGCUUCAGAGCCACAGUUUAACGGUGGAGGAAAAUUAUGCAGUAGUUGGGUUUACAUACAUCUCUCCCAAGUCAGUUAAACGGGGACACAAUUACAACAAAGACAAAAUCAACAGUUUUUUAAUCUCUAAUUAGAGCAUAAAUAUGCUUAAAAAAAACUGGGAUCUGACCAAAACUGCCGGUUUAGACGGCUGAAACUCCAUCCUUAAAUAGGUCGGUUCUGAGUAGCUGUUAAAUAAACUGCAACAUGGUUUGUUUUCAGUUCUACAGUCUGCCUGCUGUCAGCUGCCAGUAAGAUACUGACUAUUCCUAACUACUUAAACAUACAUUAUUUAAGCAGACAUGCAUUAGGUUAUUGUUUAUGACAAGAAAGUCGGCAGUCGCUGGAAACAAUAUCCAGCUAAUACUGAAAAACGAUACGGUGAAAAAAAAAAAAAACGAUAGGUGUUUGUUUUAUAAAUCUAUUACUCACUGGAACGGGGGGGGGGGAAAUGUGAACAUCACAGUUGCAUGAAACACUGACAUAUGACUGUAUGAUGCAAGAUUGUCUUCUGUUUCGACAUCGCUGGAGGUCUGCUCUAAAACCCUACCACAGAUAAGAACGUUAUCCUGUAAAUAUACGUUUUCAUUGCAAAGUAAGGGAAUGUGCAGUCGCAACUCGAGUUAUGGAAAUAAACGAGGAGCACCGAUGUGUGCGAUUCGGUGGGCGAGAGUUCAGCGAAAUCCCAAAAGUGAAUGGGUCCGACGUGUUUUUAAAAGUUGUUUGAUAAAUAUGUCGAUUAAACCGUUUUUAAUUCAAAAA